AUGACAUUAAUUUAUAUUCUAGUGUUCUAUGCAUUGAACUAAGUGCUUGCAGGAUUCACGACAUUGAAUGAAGCAUUAUUAUUCAAUCCCAUAACACUCUAUGUCCCUGAGUGUGUGGAAUAACCUAAAUUUGAUAAUAUCAUUAUAAGUAUUCGUUAUUGGAUUGAAAUAUUGCAAACUGAUGAUUGUGAUUUGUAGAAUGACUUAGAAACGUUAAAACAAAUAAAAGCGACACUCCCAGAAUCAAAUUUAUUUUUGAGUUCCUUCAUCUAGAAAGAUCAAUUUAAAAUCCACGGAUUGAUGCAGAUCACUGAUGAUAUAUGCAAAGAUGCUUAAGGUAAUAAGUAGAAUAAGCGGUUUUUAGAUUAACCAGGCUACAUAAUAGAUUUAUUGAAGAAAGAGCUUCAAUCAAUAAUUGAUUCCCUGCAAGAAAUUUUGGCUACACCGAAUAAGCAGCGAAAAAUUUCUGCAUUGAAUUCCCAGAUAGAGGAGGUCUAAACAUAUUAGGAAUUUUGUUUCUAAAAGGAAGAAAGACAGAGAAGAAAGGCACAAGAAGCAAUCAAUUAACAAGCACAAAACAUAAAAAAUGAAGCAGGCUAUAUAGAUGAUGCUUAUGGCACACCCAACACUUCAGAUUCCACUCAAGGAUCAUCAACUACAUCAUCAUCUUCUUCCUAAUCAAAUACUUAACAAUAAGGCACCAAUAUUUCAGGAACAUAAUAACCAAUUAAUUGUGUAGACCCUCAAGCCUCAAAUGCAUAAUAAAACUCUAAUCAACAAUAGGGAAGUAGUGCGACUACCACUUCUACCUAAUAAACAACCACUAAUUAGAAUUAAGCGCCUACAACUGUACCCUAAUAAUCUACAUAAACUUCAACUACUAGUUCUACAUCCUAGUAUCAGCCUUAGCCUACAUCAUAAGUAGCUCCUUCCCAAUAAUCCUAGAAUCCCUAAACAUAACCUUAACAAUAAUCAUAACCAUAGGAUUGCUAGCAAAUUCCAUAAUAAAAUCCUCCAAUUUAAGAUCCUUCCAAGUAAUAAUAACAGCCUUAUUAACCUGUUUAAAAUCCACCACCAUAAUCAAGCACUACUUCAGUUCAACCUCAACAACAAUUUCCUCCACCUCCAUAAUAAUCACAACCUUAACCACCAACAACUUCAGGAAAUCAAGCAAAUGUUCCUUAAUAACCACCGACAUAAUAAAAUCAGCCCUGUGAAGUACCAUAACCUCCAUAAAAUCAACCCUAAAUACCAAAUCCUGUACCCCCUCCACCACCACCAACAUAAGAGCAGCCUUAAGUUCCUCCACAAAUACCUCCAUAGCCUCCUGCUUAACCUCCUUCUGAGGUUCCUCCUUAGCCACCAGUCUAGCCACCUCCCCCACUUGUUGAACCACCUAAACCUCCUGUUGAGCCACCAGUUUAGCCACCUCCCCCACCUGCUGAUCCACCUAAACCACCAGUUGAUCAAACUUAACCACCUGCUGAACCUCCAUAACCACCAAUUUAGCCACCUGCUGAACCUCCUUAACCACCCACUGAGCCACCUAAACCAUCAGUAGAGCCUCCUUAACCACCAGUUGAGCCACCUAAACCAUCAGUUGAGCCUCCUUAACCACCAGUUGAGCCUCCUUAACCACCAGUUGAACCACCGAAACCACCAGUUGAGCCUCCUUAACUACCAGUCGAACCACCGAAACCACCAGUUGAGCCUCCUUAACCACCAGUUGAACCACCUAAACCACCAGUUGAACCUCCUUAACCACCAGUUCAACCUCCCUAACCACCAGUUGAUUCACCUAAACCUCCUGUUGAACUACCUACUGAGCCACCUAAACCACCUGUUGAACCCCCUAAACCUCCUUCUGAACCACCUAAACCACCAGUAGAGCCACCUUAACCUCCUACUGAGCCACCAAAGUCUCCAGAAUAACUAAAAACAAAUAUAACUGUUAAUGGGAACAGAACUACUGAAGUUGAAGAUUUGAUAAAAUAAUUGUAAGAAGGUAAGAUGGAAAAUGUUUCAAUAAACAUUACAGUAUACUAAAAUUCAAAUACAACCACUAUCGGAAGUUAGAAUGGAGAAUUGUUAACGAUUCUUGAAGCUUUAUGUAGAAUAUAUUAUUUGAUUAAAAGUAUCUUCUUAGCCUGCUUGUUCUGCUCCAGCCCAGCCAGUAGUAGUUGUAGUGCAGUAAGACGAUGAUGACGACUGCAAAGAACCUGCCUAACCCGUUAAGCCAAAGCCAGUUGAAAAGCCCGUUCCUGUUAUUGAACCAGAGGAGGAAGAGGAGGAAGAAGAAUUAUUCCCUGAAAUGUCUUUCCCAGAACCUGCUCCAAAUCCUGAGCCUGAGCCAGAAGAAGAUCCUCAGCCGGUACCAGAAGAAGAACCAGAACCUAUGCCAGAGGAAGAACCUGAACCUAUACCAGAAGAAGAACCAGAACCUAUUCCAGAAGAAGAAUCAAAACCCAUUCCUGAAGAGGAACCUAAACCUAUUCCAGAAGAAGAAUAAGAGCCAAUUCCAACAGAACCUACUAGUGUGAACACAACAAAACCAGCUGAACCAUUGCCUUUACCAGAAGAAGAGUAAACUGAAGAAUACAUUCCUGAAGAAGAGAUACCAGAAGAACUUAUACCUGUUGAUACAAAGAACGUGACCAAACCUUCAGAACCUUUACCAUUACCUGAAGAAGAACCAGUUGAAUAAGAAAUUAUAGAGCCAGAACCUAUUGAAGAUCCAGUUGAUACAUUUAACCAAACAAAAGUUGUAGAGCCUCUUCCUAUUCCCGAAGAAGAAUAUGUUGAGGAGGAUGUAAUUGUGCCAGAUGAGCCAUUUGUUAAUUAAACAAAGCCAUCUGAACCUCUACCAAUUCCAGAAGAAGAAGUUCCUGAGGAAGUUGUGGUUGUGAAAGAUCCAAAAAACACUACUAAAACAAGUGAACCCUUGCCUAUUCCAGAUGAAGAAUAUGAGGAAAUAAUCUAUGAAGAAUAUUAUGAGGAAUAUUAUGAAGAGAUUAUCAUAUAACCUGCAAAAAACACUACAAAAUCAGCUGACCCACUGCCUAUCCCUGACGAUGAGGAUGACUGGGGUUAGAUGGGCUUUGAUGAUGAAAGUGAUGAGGGUGAGUGGGAAACCUAUUGGGACGGAUCUUAAUAUGUUAAAAGAAAGAAGUCUGAAACUGUUAUUGAAUAUGAGUAUUACUGGGAUGUUGAUUCAUAAAGUUACAAAACCAGAGUGAAGGGGUCUGGUCCAAAUGAAGAUGAUUAUGAACUUUAUUGGGAUGGUUCUAGAUAUCUGAAAAGAAAAAAAGGAAGCCAAACUUAUGACAUAAAUACAAAACCAUCAGGUACCUACACUUAUGAUGGUUUUGUUUAUGAAUAAUAUUGGGAUGCCAGCACCAAUUCAUAUUAGUGGAGAAGAUAUAGAGUAGGUUCAACAUCAUAUGAGAGUGGGUCAUUCGAAUAUUAUUGGGAUGAGAGCAGUUAAAGUUAUAAAUUCAAAUAAUCAGCCAGUUCUGCAUCAUCUUAUACUUAUAAUGGAUAUAUUUAUGAGAAAUAUUGGGAUCAAUCAUCAAAUUCAUAUAAAUGGAGAAGGAGAUAAACAGAAUCAAACACAUGGGAAUCAGGUGAUUAUGAAUAUUAUUGGGAUGAGAGCAGUUAAAGUUAUAAGUUCAAAUAAUCAGCUAGUUCUGCAUCAUCUUAAACUUAUAAUGGAUAUAUCUAUGAGAAAUAUUGGGAUCAAUCCUCAAAUUCUUAUAAAUGGAGAAGGAGAUAAACAGAAUCAAAUACAUGGGAAUCCGGUGAUUAUGAAUAUUAUUGGGAUGAAAGCAGCUAAAGCUAUAAGUUCAAAUCAUCAGCCAGUUCUGCAUCAUCUUAUACUUAUAACGGAUAUAUUUAUGAGAAAUAUUGGGACCAAUCAUCAAAUUCUUAUAAAUGGAGAAGGAGAUAAACAGAAUCAAACACUUGGGAAUCAGGUGAUUAUGAAUAUUAUUGGGAUGAAAGCAGCUAAAGUUAUAAGUUCAAAUAAUCAGCCAGUUCUGCCUCAUCUUAUACUUAUAAUGGAUAUAUUUAUGAGAAAUAUUGGGAUCAAUCCUCAAAUUCAUAUAAAUGGAGAAGGAGAUAAACAGAAUCAAACACAUGGGAAUCAGGUGAUUAUGAAUAUUAUUGGGAUGAGAGCAGUUAAAGUUAUAAGUUCAAAUAAUCAGCUAGUUCUGCAUCAUCUUAAACUUAUAAUGGAUAUAUCUAUGAGAAAUAUUGGGAUCAAUCCUCAAAUUCUUAUAAAUGGAGAAGGAGAUAAACAGAAUCAAAUACAUGGGAAUCCGGUGAUUAUGAAUAUUAUUGGGAUGAAAGCAGCUAAAGCUAUAAGUUCAAAUCAUCAGCCAGUUCUGCAUCAUCUUAUACUUAUAACGGAUAUAUUUAUGAGAAAUAUUGGGACCAAUCAUCAAAUUCUUAUAAAUGGAGAAGGAGAUAAACAGAAUCAAACACUUGGGAAUCAGGUGAUUAUGAAUAUUAUUGGGAUGAAAGCAGCUAAAGUUAUAAGUUCAAAUAAUCAGCCAGUUCUGCCUCAUCUUAUACUUAUAAUGGAUAUAUUUAUGAGAAAUAUUGGGAUCAAUCCUCAAAUUCAUAUAAAUGGAGAAGGAGAUAAACAGAAUCAAACACAUGGGAAUCAGGUGAUUAUGAAUAUUAUUGGGAUGAGAGCAGUUAAAGUUAUAAGUUCAAAUAAUCAGCUAGUUCUGCAUCAUCUUAAACUUAUAAUGGAUAUAUCUAUGAGAAAUAUUGGGAUCAAUCCUCAAAUUCUUAUAAAUGGAGAAGGAGAUAAACAGAAUCAAAUACAUGGGAAUCCGGUGAUUAUGAAUAUUAUUGGGAUGAAAGCAGCUAAAGCUAUAAGUUCAAAUCAUCAGCCAGUUCUGCAUCAUCUUAUACUUAUAACGGAUAUAUUUAUGAGAAAUAUUGGGACCAAUCAUCAAAUUCUUAUAAAUGGAGAAGGAGAUAAACAGAAUCAAACACUUGGGAAUCAGGUGAUUAUGAAUAUUAUUGGGAUGAAAGCAGCUAAAGUUAUAAGUUCAAAUAAUCAGCCAGUUCUGCCUCAUCUUAUACUUAUAAUGGAUAUAUUUAUGAGAAAUAUUGGGAUCAAUCCUCAAAUUCAUAUAAAUGGAGAAGGAGAUAAACAGAAUCAAACACAUGGGAAUCAGGCGAUUAUGAAUAUUAUUGGGAUGAGAGCAGUUAAAGUUAUAAGUUCAAAUCAUCGGGUAGUUCUACCUCAUCUACUUCUUACACUUAUAAUGGAUAUACUUAUGAGUCAUAUUGGGAUCAAUCUUCCAAUUCAUAUAAAUGGAGAAGAAAAUAAAUAGGAUCAAAUACUUGGGACUCUGAUGAGUAUGAAUAUUAUUGGGAUUCAAACUAAUAAGCUUACGUUUGGAGAUUGAAAUAGCAAUAGUAGAACGAGCAAAAUGAUUAUGAAUGGCAGUGGGAUUGGGAGACAAGUUCUUAUCAAUGGAGAAGAAAAGCAGACUCAUAUGAUACUAAUGAGUACGAAUAAUAUUGGGAUUCGUCAACUUAAUCCUAUUAGUGGAGAAAGAGGAGCAGUACUUCAUACAAUUAUGAUGAUGGUGAAUAUGAAUACUAUUGGGAUGUGAAUACUUAAUCCUAUCAGACAAGAUAGAAAAGCGGCUCUUCCAGUUAAAUUGAGUAUGAGUAUUAUUGGGAUUACAAUACUUAAUCCUACCAAUACCGUUAAAAGGGCUAACAAUCUGAAGGGUACUCAACAUCUUCAUCAAGUUCGACUACAUAUUAUGAAUAAUAUUGGGAUGCCGCUUCUUAAUCAUAUAAAUGGAGAGAAGUAUCCAAUGAUCAAAUAGCUCAAUAAGGCACGUAUGAUGAUGGAGAAUAUGAAUAUUAUUGGGAUGAAUCUACAAAUUCUUAUUAGACAAGAUCAAAGUCAAGUAGUAGCAGUAACUCAACUCAAUAUUCUUCAAGCAGCAGUGAAGAGUCUUAUUCAUAUUCAACCUCUUACAAUGUAUCAUCAAGCACUGAUUACUGGGAGGAAUAUUAUGUAAAUGAGGAUGGUGAAAUGGUUACUUUGAAUUUAGCUUCUUAAUCUUUAAAUAAUAACGAUGCCCUAUAAUCAGACAAUCAAGCUCAUGAGAAAUGGAUUAGUUAAGAUGUAAAUAUUUUCAUUAAAAUUAGGCCAAGGAAACAGAUGAGUCUUUAGAAUCUUAAGAUAAUUAAGCAAAUUAAGCCAAGUUCAUUUAUAAAACAAAUUAGGUAUGGGAAAGCGAAGAUGAAUAAAUUUAUAAUUCAUAUAAUUUACGUAGCAGGAAUAUUAAGAAUGCUGCAAAAAUGAAGAAUGUUAAUCAUAAUGAUAAUCAAAAAUAAACUUAACAAAAGAAAUAAAUUGUUGGAACAAGUUUCAACUUCAGAACUAUACCACAAGUGUAAGAUAAAGUUGAAAAGCAAUAAUAAUUGAAAAAUUAGCCAGAGUUUAUUGAUAAAAAGGAAAGUUCUGACAAAAAAGAGAAAAUUUCAAUGUUAAAGAAAAUAAUGAAUAUAUUUAGUCAUAAUUGA
This is a messenger RNA of Paramecium octaurelia, 6561 nucleotides long. The record is from the annotation of a GenBank genome assembly. NCBI's taxonomy places the organism in Eukaryota, Ciliophora, Oligohymenophorea, Peniculida, Parameciidae.